Ruditapes philippinarum (Manila clam) is the source of this 10778-nucleotide messenger RNA. RefSeq lists its product as uncharacterized. Gene Ontology annotation, molecular function: protein binding. The record is from RefSeq and is a predicted model, not a curated record. The transcript has 6 exons. Lineage: Eukaryota; Metazoa; Mollusca; Bivalvia; Venerida; Veneridae. Bases 148 to 1659 code for a protein of 503 amino acids.
CUUGCAGGAACGAGCAAUGAAUAUAUUAACACUGGCAGAAAAUCUUUUGGAAGGAAAGAUAAAUCAUGCAAAGGCGAGGAUCUCAAAAAAUACUUUCAAAUUGAUCUUGCAGAUGUCAAAAAUUUGAAAGGUUGUGUAUAUUUCUUGAUGAAGGAGUACAACAAAUCACAAAAUUGUCACGAAACUGCAUACAAUCUUGUAUUGAAGUUAACUGGGAACCAGCUCCAUAAGAACCUAACGGAGUACCGUAGCAAUGUAGCUUCCUGUUUACAUCAGUCAGCACUGGAUGCUAACGACCCAAUUCAGAGGGAUGUACUGUUCCAGAAGGCUUUACAAUAUUAUGAUAUGUCAGUACGAAACAAUAAGCAAAUCAAAUGUGAAAUGAUGCCAAGUCAGGCAGGAACUUUGCGGAACAGGGCUGAGAUCUAUUAUAAACAGGACCGGCUAGAGAAUGCUUUAGAAGAUGGGAAACAUGUACUGAAAAUUGUCCGCAGUUUGUACGUAGCUCCACAUAUAGAGAUAACUCUGGCCAUUGAAAGACUAGCACACUACCACUUUAAACUAGGGAAGAAGAAACAGAAGGAUUUGGAUGAAGAAGGCCAGACUCAUCUCGAGAAGGCUAUGGAAUUUUACGAUGAGGUAUUGAUGCAUAUUACAAAUGGUGGAUUACCUUUAGAAAAUAAUGAUGCCAGGACUUACAGACAUGUCAGAGAAAAUCACAUGAAAGUGAUGAGGUUACUGAGGUAUGAAGGGCGAUUAGUGGAAAAUAGACUUCGGCAGUACCAGGGUUUUGAAGAGGGAAAAUACAAUAAAAAAAUUCACCAUAAUCUUCAGCAUGAUCUAGACUUUGACCCUGCAGAAUUUCUCAAAAAAGCCAUUGCAGAGGGUGCAAAAUUUGUACCCCACAAAAUGGACGAUUCUGAUGAUGAAUCAAGUGAAUCAAGCUGCAGUGAAGCUAGCCAUGUAAGUAGCAGUAGUAGCAGCAAGAGAAGUUCUGAACGUGCACAAAGUCCAAAUAGAAUGAUGGACGUUGAUCAAGUCAUUGCACUAAAAAGACAAGAUAGUGGUUUAGAGGAAGCUGAGAUGAGUGAUGAAGAGGUAGAAGACCCACAAAAAGAGCUAACUGAUAUGGAAGUGGAUAAAAGAGGUGUGAAACCAUCAAAAGUAGAUAAUGAUCAUGAUGCUGCUAGUAAAAGGGAAAGUUUCGGUAAAAGAUCCUCAGGGCAUGUUAGUAGUGAAUUACCAGGUGUUCCUGAAGUAGAUGAAGGUACAGGAGAAAUACAAAUGAUUGAAUUACGAGAACCAUCCUUGUCCAGAUCUUUUGAUUCGGGUAGGGAGUCCUGCACCAGUUCAUUAUCUGCAUCAAGCUUUGAUUCCCACAGAAAGUCUUCAUUAAGUUAUGAAGAUUCACGGAGAGUGUCAAGGUUGUCAUCAAGUUUUGAAAUGCGAAAACGUCUUGAUACAUGGUCGAGCACAGGAUCUGAGGAUUGCGUGUUUUCUGGGGGGCCAAAAAAGCGGGAAAGAUUUUCACACUCAGGGUCACAGGAUAGUGUUACAUUUCAAAUAGACAGGAUGCUUUGUCUUAGUGAUGAAGAGAAAGAUGAUGAUGAUGAGUGUGGAGUGAAAUCAAAUAAAAGGAAGAAAACAGAGGACAAUUAGAUGUUGACCACUCAAAGAUUUUUGUACAGAAUAAUAACAGGAAAAUAUAAUAAUGGAUUUCAAGGAAAUUGUUUUUCUUAAUGAUAAAUGAAUAGGUGUUGAUUGAUCCAGAUAAAGUUGUGGAAUUGCUUAUGGUGUUUAGACUCUGUAAAAAGCACUGGUACAUGUAUCUGUUAUGUUAUGUCUAGUUAUGACUUUAACACUUGUUAUUUUUUUGUGUAAUAUAUGUUUAGAAUUGUCAUUGAACAUUUCAGAUAAAUAUGUUUUAGUUAUGUAUAUUGGAAGCUUUCUGAAUCUCCUUAUUUUUUUUUUAAGAAUUUUAAUAUUCGUAGUAUGUUUUUUAUUGUAAUAUACAUGUCUAAUUGUGUAUCUUAACAAAUCUUUUAACUACAAAGAAAUGGAUCCACCAAUAGUUUUGAAAAUGCUAAGUUGAUAAAAACAUGAUACACGUAUGUGAAUAGGUGGCAAUACUGGGAUUUUCCAUUCCAGAAAUUUUUCUGUCUCAUGUCAGAUCUCAGCCUGCUCAAUAUAAGCUUUUUAUAGAAAUACAUGUACUCUGGAACUUGCUAAACUUUUAAAGUUAUAACUUGGUAAUAUACAUGUAUAUCAAUGAUAAGGGCAAUGGGUUGAUCAAGCCAAUAUGAGUGCACAGUGAAGCUUCAACACUAAUAGAUUGUACCACAGGAUAAGAUGGGAAAAACCCACAUUGGCAGAUAGGAUGGGAAAAAACCCACAUUUGCAGAUAAGAUGGGGAAAAACCCACAUUUGCAGUUCCAGAUAUCAUAAGUAUCUUGAAAUAAUAAGUGUACUGGUAUGUCUGGUUAAUGAACAUACUUUGUGAUUAAUAUUAUGGAUUUUAUUUUAUCUCGGAUUAUAUUUUUGUGACAGAACUAAUCACAACAAGACCAAGUUAAAGCUAUAUGGCUCCAGAUGAGUAAAAUAUUAAUUUUAUAACUUUUUAAAUAUUGUUAAAUGUAUGAAAAAAAUCACAGUUCACACAACGCUCCAAAUGUUAUGAUAAAAAAAAUAUGUAUAUAGGGCUAAGUUUAUUUCUGUGUUUUACAGUAUCUUACAAGUAAUUUACACAAUUUUAUUUUAUCAACUUGUAUAAUUGGUAUUAUAUUUACUGUUAUUGUUGAUUAAUGUGCCAUAAUAUUUUUUUUUAUAUAUUUACAAGUCCUGUAUUAGUGCUAUUCUAUUUUUGCAAAGAAAAGUUGUGGGGUAAUCUUAGAUAUUAACAUUUCAAUUUACUUUGAUAUUUUUCAUUCAUAAUUCUGUAAAUGUCCUUUAAAUGAAUACACUAGGCAGUCAUAGGGAAAAAACUUUUAUUCUUAUGGAAAAUAAAAUGAUGGUUUCCUAACUUGACCCACGUGGGUCAGGUUAGAGCGUUAAGAUUUCACAAUAGUUGUCACAGUGAAUUCUGGAAAUGUUCAAGAACAGACAUGUCAAAUGAAUGAUAUAGAUUUGUUUCAAUAAUACAAUAUCCUAAAUAUCUGUUAUUGUAACUUUCAUGGUUUGUUCAAGUCACUUGAAUAGUAUUAAAAUUACUUGGUGAUUUUGUUGGUGUCUAAAUUUCCUUCAACAUUUAAAGAUAUAUUUACGCUUCAAACUCAAAAUAUAUAGAAUUUAUACAUAAAUUUAUGCUGGGACUUAAACAAAAGUCAUUUUAGGGUGAUUUGAGUACAUAAGGUGAUUUUGAUAUAUUUGUCAUUAAUUAGCCCGAGUAUCCCUUUAAGCACUUUGUAGUACUUAUUCCACAUUAAAUGUUUACAAGUUUUUUCAGGUAAAUUUAUAUUUUUGACAGCUAGUCUCCUACAAUCACUUUUCACAUUUGUUUUACGCUAAGUCAUUUCAAUCAUCAAAUUAUAUAUUUUUUUCUCACUUUUAAAUGAAUUGCGGUUUCCAUUUCUUUGCUCACAAUUUUUUAUCUAUGCAGAAAAGGACUUGAAUGAUCCCUUUUAACUAUUUGAACUCAAUUUGAGCCGCGUCACGACAAAACCAACGUAAUGCGUUUGUGACCAGCAUGUAUCCAGACCAGCAUGCGCAUCCGCCGUUCUGAUCAGGAUCCAUGCUGUUCGCUUACAGUUUCUUUACUUAUAAUAGGGUUGUUAGCGAACAGCAUGGAUUCUGAUCAGACUGCGCAGGCUGGUCUGGAUCCAUGCUGGUCGCAAACGUAUUACGUUGGUUUUGUCGUGAUGCGGCUCAUUUGUUUGAAACAUUUCCAGGUAAAAGUUAGAUGUAUUUGUUAUCAAACAUAGAUAGUAUACUGAAAAUCAAACUAGUUACAACAUAUGUUAGAUACUGAGCAAUGACAAGAUGGUUUACAUCUUAGAUAAUAGAUUACCAGUAUUUUAUUUGUUGUAGAUGAGGAUUUGUUAUCGGAGAUGUUUUUUUAUCACAUAAACCGCGGCGCAGGAGUGUAAUAAAGCCAUUUAAUAAAAACGAUAUUACACUGGACGAUAUUACACUAGUGUAAUAACACUUUGACGUCACGUCAUUUGCACUAUAUACAUAGCGUAAAAGCGCGCUAAUGUUAGCGUUACACUAUAGGCGAGUCAAAGAAAAAUGACUCUUGUUAACAGUUUACUGUUCUUAUUUUAUAUAUGUGAUAAAUAGAAUAUUAUAUUCGUGUAGAUUCAAUACUAAAUUUAUUGAACUCGUUGAAUAAAACAAUAUUAUGCUCGCCAGAGGCUCGCAUAAUAUCAUGAUUUUAUUAAACUCGUUCAAUAAAUUUAGUAUUAAAUCUACACUCAUUCAAUAUCCUCUAUAUGUUUCAUUUUUUUAGUCAUUUUGUGUGUGUUUAAACUGUAGAACAUAGUAGUAGCAACUUUAUAUUGAAUAUUUUUCAUAAAUAUUACAUUCCAUUUAAAUAUGAAAUUUUUUGUAUUGCUAUGGCCAGUUAUCAUGCAUUUUGGUCAAACUUUUACACUUAUAGCUUAAAACUUGUCUUAUGUCAUUUAAGAAAGUCUCAAACAACGUCAUAAUACAUUAAAAAUCAAUUCAUAUUAAAUCAAAAAUCAUAUUAAUAGAUAUUAUAAUUGAUCUCUGAUCACCCUAUUUUUUACAUAUAGUUAGACUUACAACUACAUUUAUAUUGAUUUAGUUCCAGACAAAGCAGCAUUUUAACUCUGAUCUCGUUAAUUGUUGUUCAAUAUAAGAUUUUUUUAUGUCUUUAUUAUAUAUAUUGUUCUUUACUUGAUGAUUGUCAUAAUGUUUUUGAAGGAUAAUGCUUUUGCUAUGUACAAUUAAUAAUGUUUUUCAAGGGUAAUGCUUUUGCUAUGUGUACAAUUAAUAAUGUUUUUGAAGGGUAAUGCUUUUGCUAUGUACAAUUAAUAAUGUUUUUGUAUUGCAAAGUUGUUGCUAUUUGUAAUGAAUAAUGUUUUUUUAGGGCAAAGUUGUUGAUAUUUGCAAUGAAAAAUGUUUUUGUAGGGCUUGCAAAGUUGUUGCUCUGUAUAAUGAGUAAUGUUUUGGUAGGGCAGGCAAAGUUGUUGCUAUUUGUAAUGAAUAAUAUUUUCAUAGAGCCAAAUUGUUGCUAUGUAUAAUGCAUUAUGUUUUUGACUCGCUUUUGCAUGUGUUCAUGUUUCAUUGAUAAAUAUAUAAUGUAUAUUCAAUGUUAUAUAGUUUUAAGAUAACACAACAAAAAUAUAUCAUACUCAAUAUAUCAUACUCAAUCUCUGACUUGAGAAGUAGGUAUGUACAUGCUCAAUCUCUGACUUUGGUAGUAGGUAUGUACAUACUCAAUCUCUGACUUGGGUUGUAGGUAUGUACAUACUCAAUCUCUGACUUAGGAAGUAGGUAUGUACAUACUCAAUCUCUGACUUAGGUAGUAGGUAUGUACAUACUCAAUCUCUGACUUAGGUAGUAGGUAUGUACAUGCUCAAUCUCUGACUUAGGUAGUAGGUAUGUACAUACUCAAUCUCUGACUUGGGUAGUAGGUAUGUACAUACUCAAUCUCUGACUUGGGUAGUAGGCAUGUACAUGCCUGUUGUAGAAUAGUCAGUAUCUCUUUGAUCUGAACCAUUAUCAUGGCUUAUUUGUUUAUCUCAAUUUUUCGUUGUCCCGACUUUGAAUGUACUGGCGACUUAGAAAUAAACAUGGUUUACUGUAUAAGAAAAAGAUAGAUUUUCUUAAUUUAAUUGAGCUUUAUAUGGUAUAUGUAACAUAGGACAAAAUUUGUUUAAAGGGAAUUUGUCCAUAAUGGAAAGUCUGUGAGACCAUAAAUUAUCAUUUUGAUUAUACAUAUUUAUGCCCCCGCCAUGUAAUGGCCGGGGCAUAUAGUGUUACCCUGUUCCGUCAUUCCGUCCUUGCGUCAUUCUGUCAUUCCGUCAUCAUCAGUUUCCGUUCAUUAUCUUAAGAACGGUUGCACACAUUCAACUCAAAUUUGACAUAUGGAUAUGUCAUGAGAAAAUACAGGUCAAGUUCGAAUUUGGUGAUGGUUCGAUGAUUUUUGGCAGAGUUAUGCCCCUUUUACUUUGAAAAUAAUAUGAAAUUUCAGUUUCCGUUCAUUAUCUCCCCAACGGUACAACACAUUCAACUCAAACUUGACAUAUGGAUAUGUCAUGAGAAAAUACAGGUCAAGUUCGAAUUUGGUCAUUGUUUGAUGAUUUUUGGCAGAGUUAUGCCCCUUUUACUUUGAAAAUAAUAUGAAAUUUUCAGUUUCCGUUCAUUAUCUCCCCAAAGGUACAACACAUUCAACUCAAACUUGACUGAGGAUGUCAUGAAAAAAAAUACAGGUCAAGUUGGAAUUUGGUCAUGGUUCGAUGAUUUUUGGCAGAGUUAUGCCCCUUUUACUUUGAAAACAAUAUGAAAUUUUCAGUUUCCGUUCAUUAUCUCCCCAAAGGUACAACACAUUGAGCUCAAACUUGACAUAUGGAUGCGUCAAAGGAAUGGGCAGGUCAAGUUCAAAUUUGGUCAUGGUUCAAUGAUUUUUGGCAGAGUUAUGCCCCUUUUACUGUGAAAGUAAUAUGAAAUUUUCAGUUUCCGUUUAUUAUCUCCCCAAUGGUACAACACAUUCAACUCAAAUUUGACAUAUGGAUAUGAUUUUGGAAUGCCCAGGCCAAGUUCGAAUUUGGUCAUGGUUCAAUGAUUUUUGGCAGAGUAAUGCCCCUUUCACUUUGAAAAUAAUAUGAAAUUUACAGUUUCUGUUCAUUAUCUACCCAACAGUGUUACAUAUUCAACUUAAAUUUGACAUAUGGAUAUGUCAAAGGAAUGGGCAGGUCAAGUUGGAAUUUGGUCAUGGCUUGAUGAUUUUUUGGCAGAGUUAUGUCCCUUUCACUUUGAAAAUAAUAUAGAUACAUCUUAGGAAUAAGCAGUUUAAGUUUGAAUUUGGUCGUGGUUCAAUGAUUUUAGACAAACUUAUCUUUCCUGAAUGUUGGAAAAAUUUUGAACUUUCAGUUUCAGCACUCAUACUUUUAGCCAUUAUUUUGGCUACAAAUAUGCAAUAUGCUAUUUUUAAAAGGUUAAGACUGAAUAAUUUCAGUGCCUUGAACAUUGUAUGAAAAUGGUUUGUGUUAACAUUGAAAAGUUUUAAGUGCUUUGAACUUAAAAUGAAAAAAAUAAUUAAUGCACCAUCUGAAAUUUUGGCUGCAUGCGAGGGCAUCCGUGGCAUGAUGACACAUUUCUAGUUUUAGGUAGUCUUACUGAAAUGCUUUCCCACCAAAAUGUUCUAACAUCAGUUAAUACUGUAGCAAAGUGGUACAUUAUGGGAACGUUAUUUUUUCAAAAUCUUGGGCCAUAGAUUAUUGACAAUCACUUAUCAUUUAUUGCAAGGUACUAAAUUCCAGUAAUAAGUGGUAAGAAUUAUUGAAUAUUAAAAUCAUGAAAAUUUAUGUUCCGUAAAAGUCCGAUUUAUUAUGAUAUUGGCUGAUUUAAAAAUUUUUUGGUGGCAAAGCAUUACAGUAAGACUACCUGACAACAAAUCAGGAAAGAAUUUCAUAUGAAUGUUGUUUUUAAGUGUAAAGUAGGUUCAUGUACAUGAUCCCAUAUAACUUAUCUACAAGUAAGAGAUAUUAGUUUUUAGCUCGACUUUUCUAUGAAAAGGGGAGCUAUCCUACUCGCCCCGGCGUCGGCGUCGGCGUCACACCUUGGUUAAGUUUUUCGUACCACCCCACUUUAUUUCAGAAGUAUUACAAGUAUGGCUUUGAAACUUACCAUACUUGUUCACCAUCAUAACCUCCAUCUACAGACAAGAGUACAUAACUCUGUCAAGGUUUUUGACAGAAUUAUGGCCCUUUUUUGACUUAGAAAGUGUAUUGAGCUUGGUUAAGUUUUUUGUACCACCUCACUUUAUUUCAAAACCAUUGGAGGUAUUGCUUUGAAACUGACCAUACUUGUUUACCAUCACGACCUUCAUCAACAGACAAGAGGACAUAACUCUGUCAAGGUUUUUGACAGAAUUAUGCCCCUUUUUGACUUAGAAAAUACAUUGAAUAUGGGUAAAAUCCACUUAUUGCCUUAACCUUUGAGAUAUUGCUUUGAAACUUUUAAUGCUAUUUCACAUCAUUACCCCCAUCUGUACGCAAGAGAAGGUAACUCUGUCAAAGAUUUGUUUUAAAAAUUAAGGCCUUUUAUCGACUUAGAAUCUUGGUUAAGUUUUUAGUACCAGUCCACUUUUUGACUGAACUGUUUGAGAUAUUAAUUUGAAAGUUGGAAUACUUGUUUACAAUCAUGAUUCCCAAACAUGUCCAGGAGAAGGUAAUUCUGUCAAAGAUUUUAUUUGAAUUAUGGCCCUUAACUGUCAAUGUUUUGUAUUAUAGGCAAGCACUAAAAAACUUAAAAAAUCUAAAAAAAUUCAUUCCUAUCCACUUGUUCACUUUACCAUAAAUUAUGUCAUAUAAAUUUAUUUAAGGCUCAACUCAGUUUUUUUUUCUUUCUUACCAGCCCUCUUUUGACUUAAACAUUUCAAACUUUGCUGCAGUGUUCAAGGGUAUCACACAAUUCAGUAAAAUAAUUCUUCACUAAAUAUCUUAAUGCUCAUGGCCAUUGUUCACUUUAAAAAUACAGAGAUUCUUGUAUUGCCUUUUACUGUAAAAACUUUUUUUAUUGGCAAGCAAUAAAAAAGUCGAGCGCGCUGUCUUACGGACAGCUCUUGUUUUUUUUAGUUAUAAACCUUCAUACUAAAUCUGAGCACUCUGUCAACAUUUUUUCUUCAAGAAAUCUUUUAUAAAAAAUAUCCAAAUGAUAAAAUUCUAUUGUUUCUAUCAAUAUUUAAAUCAAAUGAGCUGCCUCACGACAAAACCAACAUAAUGGGUUUGCGACCAGCAUGGAUCCAGACCAGCCUGCGUGUCCGCUCAGUCUGAUCAGGAUCCAUGCUGUUCGCUAUCAGUUUCUCUAUUUGUAAUAGGGUUUGUAAGCGAACAGCAUGGAUCCUGGUCGCAAACCAACUAUGUUGGUUUUGUCAUGAUGCAGCUCAUUUAAAUUAUUUAUGAAAAAUGUGUCCAUUGUGGACCAAUCCUCAUUUUUACCCUGUUAUUAAUGCAUUAGGGGCUAUUUAUAGAAGUCUUGUCACAUAAAAAGUACAGGUAGAAAAGAUUUUUAGCAACAUCGGCUAAAUUUAUUUGCUUAUGGAUAAUGAUUUGAACUUCUCACUUUGAAGCCCUAUUAGUUAAUUGUAUCCAUGAUUAGUAUAUUCUGUGUCUGAGCAUAAUUUACCAUUCCAUAUUUGUAAUUUCAUUGAAUAUUAUAUACAUGUACAAUGUUGGCUUCUUGAUUUUUAUAGCAUAAAAAUGCAUAUUUUUAUUAUUGAUUCUUGUUAUUUGUUUACAAAAAUUUAUGCAAUGUGUUUAACAUGACUUGUGCCAUAAUUGUUUUUGUAAUUUUUGUUUUGUUUUUACAGUAUAUACAUUCUAAAAUGCAGUUAUAUUUUUAUGUUGUCAAAAUUUUAUAUGAUGUUAGAAGUAUGUAUGAAUUUAUGCCACUAUCAACUGAUUAUAUGAUGCUAGAGUAGUGACUGACUGAGGUCUUAAAAACAUAAUAGAAACAUUUUCAAUAUGAGAUGUCAUGUUCUUUUUUGGGUAGUUGUUUUUGGAUGAUAGAGAAAAAAAAGAAUAAUUGAUAAAACUGCUAAUUCUAUUUUCAAAAUAAAUAAGGCUUUGGCAUAGUGUUCAUGGGGUUAAAAUUAAGUAUUUUAAUUAAAUUGCUUAUGGUAAUAAUGAAAGGUGAGUUUGUAUUUUGAAAGAUUAUUUAUUUAUAUAGAUUAAUAAUUUUUAGUUCUCACUCAAAGAACUAUUUCCUAAGGGAGGGGGGAGCAGGUUCAUGUGAAGUCCUACACUUCAUUAUGCCAUGUUUAACAUGAAAUGAGUGAAAUAAAGAAUUGAGAAUUGCAAAGCUACUAUAGUUUACACCCCUCAGUCAUUAUGUUUAUUGUAUUUUUUAUGGAACACCAUGAAUAAUAUUUUUCAAAAUUGUACAUAUUUUUGUAAGUUUGUUCUCUGAAUAAUUUUAGUUGUAUCAACUACAUUGUUGUGGACAUGGAUUUGGAUUAUUGUUCUGGGGCCCAUUGCCUCUCAAAUAGUUGAUAUUUUGGAUCAGGCCUUUAGAUAUAGUUCGAUGCACAUGAUGUGAGUGUAAAUUUAUAAAGUUUGAUGCACAUCAUGUCAUGUCAGUGUAAAUUUAUGUAGUUUGAUACACAUUAUUUGAGUGUAAAUUUACAUUGUUUGAUGCACAUUAUUUGAGUGUAAAUUUACAUAGUUAAAUGCACAUCACAUCAUGCCAGUGUGAAUUUAUAUAGUUUGAUUCACAUAAUGUAGGUGUAAAUUUAUAUAGUUUGAUGCACAUCAUGUUACAAAUUGUAUGUCAUUGUGAAUUUACAUAUUUUGAUGCUCUUGAUGUCAGGGGGCGUCCGAGGCCGAGGAAUCGAGGCUGUUAAUUUCAAACCACUUGCCUGUCACCGCUUCGGGUUUGAAUCCCACCAAGGAGUUUGGAUUCUUUCAUGCGAAAAAGCUGUCCAGCUAACUUACUGAAUGUCAGGGGUUCUACUCUGGUGCCCAUUUGUGCCUGAAAUAAUGCACAAGAGGGCACCUGAGGUCUUCCAUUACUAGUAAAUCUGGAAAGUUGUCAUAUGACCUUUAUAAUGUUGAUGCGACAUUAAACCUGACACCAUCCUUCCAAAAAAAAAAAAA